CGUCACCAAGCAGCAUGAAUGAAUGCAAAGACUGGGAGGGCACAAAUUUCAAACAUACUUGGCUAGGUAGCUCUCUUUUUUUGCACACAACCAUUCCAGAUGCUCUGAGCACCGAGACUUCGGCUGGUUCUUUGAGUCCACAAAGGUCCUUUAGAUGCGUCAGCAAGCCUUUUCAGAUCGUAGGAUUUCCCCAGGCAAAAAACUUCAUCAGCUGGAUUUCACUGAAAUCAGGCAUGCUUACUCCCUUACUUAACAAACAUUGCCUAAUUUAUCUUCUUCUGCACUACAUUUCAGGAAUAUCUGUGCUUCUCCAUUGAACAGUGUCUGGUGUCCCCAGAUGAAACAAACACUCUUUGUUCUGCUCAAGACAUGUUAGGCUAGUUAGAUUAUUCAAGAAGAUGGAGGUGACUGUAUCUUCAGUCACGAUGGUGACUACAGAUACAUAUCAUGGCAGCUCGCUCAGAAUCAACCUCAACAUUUCCUACAACACCACCUGGGAUGGUUCCUCCACCAACAACUCCAUGGAGGACAUCAUAGCCACCUGCACCUUCGGGACAAUCCUCUCCCUGAUGUGCAUUAUUGGGGUGUCGGGCAAUGUCUACACCUUGGUGGUGAUGUGCCACUACCUAAGAUACUCAGCCUCGAUGUACAUCUACAUCAUCAACCUGGCCCUAGCAGAUCUCCUCUACCUUCUCACCAUCCCCUUCAUUGUUGGGACCUACUUCAUCCAGGAAUGGUACUUUGGGGAUGCUGGGUGCCGCAUCCUCUUCAGCUUGGAUUUCCUCACCAUGCAUGCUAGCAUUUUCACCUUGAUGGUGAUGAGCACAGAGAGAUACUUGGCCGUCCUGAAGCCUUUGGAUACUGUGAAAAGGUCCAAGAGCUACCGCAAAGCCAUCGCCCUUGUCAUCUGGGUCGUCUCUCUCCUUCUCACCCUCCCCAUGCUCAUCAUGAUCCAGCUGGUCCAAGGGGGCAAGAACAUCUGCCUCCCAACGUGGAGCAAGCUGUCCUACAAGAUCUACAUCACUGUCCUCUUCUGCACCAGCAUUGUGGGCCCAGGGGUGGUCAUUGGCUACCUUUACAUCCGGCUUGCGAGAACCUACUGGGUGUCCCAAACCACCUCCUUGAAAGAGACCAAGCGGCUCCCCAACCAAAAAGUGCUUUAUUUGAUCUUCGCCAUCGUGCUGGUCUUCUGGGCCUGCUUCUUGCCCUUCUGGAUAUGGCAGCUCCUCUCCCAAUACUGCGAGCCUUUCCCAGUCUCUCAGAAGGCCACAAGGAACAUCAAUUACCUGACCACCUGCCUGACCUACAGCAACAGUUGCAUCAACCCUUUCCUCUACACCCUGCUGACCAAAAACUAUAAGGAGUACUUGAGAAACAGGCAACGCUCCUUUAACAGCAGCCACAGUGGCUACUUCCAGAGGAGGAGCAGGUUUCAGAGAAGCUCAGGGAGAUCCUUGUCCACCAGCAGCCAGCACUACACCGAGACCUUUGUGCUCCCUCCCCUCCCUGGGGGAAGCAGCACUCCCUGAAGGAACAAGAACACCACCAGAGUGCCACAGCCAACAAAGUAGCCUUGACAGAGAGCAGGAGCCUGCAAAGGCAAGCCUCUCACAAGCAGGGAAGGGCACCAAGUACCAAGAAGGAGACACAAAAAAGAC
Messenger RNA from Pogona vitticeps (central bearded dragon), 1658 nucleotides. RefSeq names its product urotensin-2 receptor. Gene Ontology annotation, molecular function: urotensin II receptor activity. Lineage: Eukaryota; Metazoa; Chordata; Lepidosauria; Squamata; Agamidae. Gene Ontology annotation, cellular component: plasma membrane. Gene Ontology annotation, biological process: blood vessel diameter maintenance; neuropeptide signaling pathway; regulation of blood pressure. The record is from RefSeq and is a predicted model, not a curated record.